Molecule: messenger RNA, 1829 nt
Organism: Papilio xuthus (Asian swallowtail)
Lineage: Eukaryota; Metazoa; Arthropoda; Insecta; Lepidoptera; Papilionidae
Exons: 6
Coding region: 136-921 (261 amino acids)
Source: RefSeq, a predicted model, not a curated record
GCAAUUCCCUUAGACUCUUGCAGACUCUAUAUCAGUAUAACAACAGCUACGGGACAAAUAGGACGUUGUCUGUGCUCUGUUUAACGUUGUGCUUUUCAUUCAGUUUGAUUACAGACUGUGACAUAUUGUUUUGUGAUGGCAUUGAAAUAUACUGUGACUUUAGGCUUGUUCGCGCUGUUUUUAGAAGUAGCAACAGAAGGAAUUCAUAUAAAUAUAACUAGCGUUUGGAAGCCGGACUUCGGAUGGGAGGUGACUUGCAUGUGGGAGACACCACCAAAUGACACCCUCCAGUCGGUGCGAUUGCAAAAUAAUGGACAGCAGUUCAUGAUCUACAGACCUGAGAUACACGGAGCAUCUAGAGCGGAAGCGUUCAGAACACCAGAGAACGUGAUGAGCGUCGAUUGUACGUUAACCGCGACAAAGGGUCGCAAAGGGCGUUGUGUCCUCACAAUCGAGCCCUACCAGCCGCCAUCGAGUGAUUUCACGUACACGUGUGAAGUGUCAGGAGAGAGGCCGACCUUCAUGAUUGAGAGAAUGGAUUACGUUGUUAAAACCAUUGUACCACCAAGCAGUGCGGAAUUGGAAUACAAGAAAUAUGAUGAAGUUUCUCCUGGUCGUGUUAUGAUGAACUGCACAUCUUCUGGUUUGCCAGCACCGAACUUGCAGUGGACUGUUGCCAAUGAUAAGGUCCAAGCUGACUUUACUGGAAGAUUCUGGAAUAGGACAACAAAGUUAUGGCAUGUUUGGUCUUUCUUUGCAUACACUCGAGCAGAUCCUUCAACAACCGUUACAUGUAGUCCUGAAGUAUUAACACAUGAAGAGCUUCUCAAAGGAACGCCUGCUACAUUUAGUUCUGCUAGUAUAAUAGAUUCAGCCAGCACUUUGAUAGUGAUGUUUACAAUUAUGAUUUUUCUUCGGUGACGUUUGAUUUAUGAAUAAAGGAAAGAGAUACUUAAAUGAAACAAGACAUAUGAUAUAGAUUAUAUUUCGACAAAAUAUCGUUAUGAACGAACUUUACAAUGCUGCGGUUACACGUAUUAAAUACCCGUAAUAUGUAAAUAUUCCAUACGACGAAAAGAGUUACUUCGCACAAUAUCUUUAAGAAACUCUUUUCGUCGGAUGGAUCGUAUAGUAAAAUUUAAAUAUAGAACAAGAUAAUAAAAGCUUUGAAUGACACUAGCAUACUAAAAUGUAUGGAACCUUAUGAAAAAAAAUGGAUGGCUGAAUUCGUUUAGCGAUUCAUCAUCAUCAUCAUCGUUUAGCGAUUGAUAAACUAUAUUACAAUAUUAUUUAUAAUUAGCAAUAUUUUACAUUGUUAAAUUAAUAAAUAUGUUAUGAACUAUAGUACUGAUGGAGUGCGAUAUACUCAAAAAGCUCCAGUGUAACCGCAGCUUAAGAGUUUAUAUUUGAAUGUUGGCAACACUGUAUUUCUAUAUCAUUGGCCAGUUAACUGUCAUGUAUGUAUAUUAAUUUCGUUUUUUAAGUAUAAUGAACACUAGCUAUUGUGGCAUUAAAUCAUGAUACUUUUGAUAUAUAAAACCGUAUAAGUAUUGUACGUUUAUUGGCAAAAUAAAAUGAGUAUUUUGUAAAUACGUUUUUGUCAUCUGCCGCCAAAUGCUAUGCAGUGUUGCCAACAUAAUUAGGAAAUCUUUUAAAUUGCGUUCAAGUCAUUAAAGAUAUUCUUAAUCUUAAUUAAUAAUUCGCAGCAAAAUAAAAGAUUUUUAAUUUAAAAUUAAUUUAAUGUAGAUUAUUAUUAUUUUCCAUUGAACCAAUAUUUGGUAUACUUUAUGGAAUUAAAAAUGUUUAUUAAAUUUAGCUAAUAGUUAAUA